Molecule: messenger RNA, 1983 nt
Organism: Cololabis saira (Pacific saury)
Lineage: Eukaryota; Metazoa; Chordata; Actinopteri; Beloniformes; Belonidae
Gene: mgrn1b
Product: mahogunin, ring finger 1b
Exons: 16
Coding region: 223-1872 (549 amino acids)
Biological process (GO): endosome to lysosome transport; negative regulation of G protein-coupled receptor signaling pathway; protein ubiquitination
Cellular component (GO): plasma membrane; nucleus; early endosome
Molecular function (GO): ubiquitin protein ligase activity
Source: RefSeq, a predicted model, not a curated record
GCCAAUCACGUGGACUCCCCGCUACAUUAGCACAGCUCUGGCAAAACAACAUCUCCCUCACUUUGUAUCUUUGUUCGAGCCACAAACCAAAGGCUGGAAAAAUGUCAAAUUGACGCAAGCUUGUAUUAUUUUGGUGGAUGUUGUAGCUGCCUGGGUGUCGGUCUCGGCCGAGGUCAGAGUUGCUUCUAGCUGGUAGUUAAAUAUCUGCUCCUCCCGAGAAAGAUGGGCUCCAUCCUGAGUCGCAGAAUCGCUGGUGUCGAGGAUAUCGAUAUCCAGGCCAACUCGGCCUAUCGAUUUCCCCCGAAAUCUGGGAAUUACUUUGCCAGCCAUUUCUUCAUGGGGGGAGAGAAAUUUGACACACCUCAUCCAGAGGGAUACCUCUUUGGGGAAAACAUGGACCUGAAUUUUCUUGGAAAUAGGCCAGUGCAGUUUCCGUAUGUGACGCCUGCACCUCAUGAACCUGUGAAAACCUUGAGGAGUCUUGUUAACAUCAGGAAGGACUCUUUGCGCUUAGUGAGGUACAAGGAUGAAUCUGAUCCGUUGGUGGAGGAAGGUGGAAAACCAAAGGUUCAGUACAGUGUGGAGUUCACCUUCGAUGCCGAUGCUCGGGUAGCCAUCACCCUCUACUGCCAGGCGUUUGAGGAGUUUUCUAACGGGAUGCCUGUGUACACUCCGAAGGAUCCAUCCAUGGUGUCUGAAACGGUGCAUUACAAGCGAGGUGUGAGCCAGCAGUUCUCCAUGCCAUCUUUCAAAAUUGAUUUCACCGAGUGGAAAGAGGAAGAUCUGAACUUUGACCUAGAUCGAGGAGUGUUUCCCAUGGUAAUCCAGGCCGUGGUUGAUGAAGGGGAUGAUUGUCUUGGUCAUGCUCAUGUACUGUUGGCAGCCUUUGAAAGACAUGUUGAUGGCAGUUUCUCCGUCAAGCCACUGAAGCAGAAGCAAAUUGUGGACCGUGUGAGCUACCUCUUACAGGAGAUCUAUGGGAUCGAGAACAAAAACAACCAAGAAACUAAGCCUUCUGAUGACGAGAACAGUGACAACAGCAAUGAGUGUGUUGUUUGUUUGUCCGACCUGCGAGAUACACUCAUCCUGCCCUGCAGACAUUUGUGUCUCUGCAACUCCUGCGCGGACACUCUGCGUUACCAGGCCAACAACUGUCCCAUCUGCAGGCUGCCUUUUAGAGCCUUGCUGCAGAUCAGAGCUGUGAGAAAAAAGCCUGGAGCUCUUUCUCCCGUUUCCUUCAGUCCCGUUCUUGCACAGACUAUGGACCACGACGAGCAUUCAAACUCUGAUUCGGUUCCUCCUGGGUUUGAACCCAUCUCACUGUUGGAGGCCCUGAACGGUCUGUGCUCAGUGUCUCCUGCCAUCCCGUCCGCCCCCCUGUAUGAUGACAUAAACUUCUCUGGGGGUGUGGGAGGUGAAAGCCGACAGCUGAGCUCACCGGAGCAUUUAAGUGAUGGAGGUCUGCAGAAAGGCAAAGUCAGCAAGUCACCUGACAGCACCCUCAGAUCUCCAUCCUCUCCCAUCCAGGAGGAGGAUGAGGAGAAACUGUCAGAGAUGUCUGACGCUCAGCCACACGCACUUCACUCCAGUAGCCCCGCACCAACCGAGGGCACAGCGACCGAGGAUGUGGUGGAAUCUCUGUCCCCAGAUGACGAGGACAGGAUGCAUUCUGGAGGAGACAUCCUGCAGGACUGCAGCAGUGAACACUGCAGCUUGACCAAAACAGAGAGUGACCCAGCGGGUGAUCUGUCCUUGCCUGGAUCAUCGGAGUCAACAGAAAGUCUGAAAAGUCAGAGCACAAACUGCUCCAGCCAGCCUCUUCUGUGUCCCACGGGGAGCCUUCAUAUGGAAGACGAACACCUCAACCACUGACUCAGACCCAGUUUUGCUUCACAAAGGUCACCAGUCCCUUCAUUACUCUCAUCCACGUCCCAAAUACUCCCUCCCCCCCAGCCAGUGCUCGUGUGAUGAGAGCAGACGGAG